Pipistrellus nathusii (Nathusius's pipistrelle) is the source of this 1215-nucleotide messenger RNA. Lineage: Eukaryota; Metazoa; Chordata; Mammalia; Chiroptera; Vespertilionidae. The record is from the annotation of a GenBank genome assembly.
AUGGCUGAUGGCAACGACGACCCGGAGGGCUCGCCGGGCCCGGCCCACGAGGGCUGCGAGGCCGCGGAGCUCGCCUGCCCCGCCGAGCGCAGCGGCCACGUAGCCGUGGGCGACGGGCGCCGCAUGUUCGUCUGGGGCGGCUACAAGAGUAACCAAGUCAGAGGAUUAUAUGACUUUUAUCUGCCUAGAGAAGAACUAUGGAUCUAUAACAUGGAAACUGGAAGAUGGAAAAAAAUGAACGCUGAAGGUGAUGUUCCUCCCUCCAUGUCAGGAAGCUGUGCUGUGUAUGUAGACAGGGCGCUGUACUUGUUUGGAGGACACCAUUCUCGAGGCAACACGAAUAAGUUCUACAUGCUGGAUUUAAGGUCUACAGACAGAGUAUUACAAUGGGAAAGAAUUGAUUGCCAAGGAAUUCCUCCGUCGUCAAAGGAUAAACUUGGUGUCUGGGUAUAUAAAAACAGGUUAAUAUUUUUUGGAGGGUAUGGAUAUUUACCUGAAGAUAAAGUAUUGGGAACUUUUGAAUUUGAUGAAACAUCUUUUUGGAAUUCAAGUCACCCAAGAGGAUGGAAUGAUCAUGUACAUAUUUUAGACACUGAAACAUUUAUCUGGAGUCAGCCUAUAACUACUGGUAAAGCACCUUCACCUCGCGCUGCCCACGCCUGCGCAACAGUUGGAAACAAGGGCUUUGUGUUCGGAGGCAGAUACCGGGAUGCUAGAAUGAAUGAUCUUCACUAUCUUAAUCUGGAUACAUGGGAGUGGAAUGAAUUAAUCCCACAAGGCAUGUGCCCAGUUGGCCGAUCUUGGCACUCACUGACACCAGUUUCUUCAGAUCAUCUCUUUCUCUUUGGAGGAUUUACCACUGAUAAACAGCCACUAAGUGAUGCCUGGACUUACUGUAUCAGUAAAAAUGAAUGGCUACAGUUUAAUCACCCCUACACUGACAAACCAAGAUUAUGGCAUACAGCUUGUGCCAGUGAUGAAGGAGAAGUAAUUGUUUUUGGUGGAUGUGCCAAUAACCUUCUUGUCCAUCACAGAGCUGCACACAGUAAUGAAGUACUCAUAUUUUCAGUUCAACCAAAAUCUCUUGUAAGGCUAAGCUUAGAAGCAGUCAUUUGCUUUAAAGAAAUGUUAGCCAACUCGUGGAACUGCCUUCCAAAACACUUACUUCACAGUGUUCAUCAGAGGUUUGGUAGUAACAACACUUCUGGGUCUUAG